Saprolegnia diclina VS20 is the source of this 1821-nucleotide messenger RNA. RefSeq lists its product as hypothetical. Gene Ontology annotation, cellular component: condensin complex; nucleus. Gene Ontology annotation, biological process: mitotic sister chromatid separation; meiotic chromosome condensation. The record is from RefSeq and is a predicted model, not a curated record. The transcript has 9 exons. NCBI's taxonomy places the organism in Eukaryota, Oomycota, Saprolegniomycetes, Saprolegniales, Saprolegniaceae. Gene Ontology annotation, molecular function: chromatin binding. The coding region runs from base 1 to 1821 and encodes 606 amino acids.
AUGGCAGCGUCCGCCAGCGCCACGGGCCACCUCCUCGAGCCCAUCAGAGACCUUGGCUGGCAGCUCGACCUCGCAGCCGAGCUCGAAGAGUACCUGCAGGCCAUCCAGGCCGACGAGUCGGACUUGGUGAACUUUGCCCAAGCCGCACUGCUCGUUCAGAACUCGACUGUGCGGUACAGUAAGAAGGUCGAGAACCUCUACACGCUCGUGCUGGAUGCGCUUACGCAGUUCCAAUCGCAUCCGGAGAAAGAGCGCACCACGAAGCGACAGCGCACGGCCCACGGCAGCGCCUCCCGCGGGACGGCGUCCGACAGCACGGUUCUCGCCACGUCCGACUUUGAGUCGCACGGAUCGUCGCUCGAUGCGCCCGUUCACUGGACCUUCCACAAGCGCGUUGAAGAAAGCGACAAGAUCGAUCUGUUGCCGAACACACAGCUCCUGCACGCGUCAUCGAAGCGCAUCACGACCAAGACCUUCCAGGCGUCCAUGGCGCUCAUGGGCUCCUUGGUGCCGGACGAGGUCGUGACGGGCGAGUCGUUCAAGCUCCGGUCGUGCACUGUGCACAGCAAGUCGGGUGCACUGCUGCUGGAUGACUGCAGCAAGCUCCUCUUGGAUCCCGAUGCAGCUGUCCCGACGGUCGAGCUACCGGCAGAGGCAGCCAAUGUCACCUUUCGUCGUGGGACGCUGCUGGGCAACAUCUCGGAGGGUGACGAGGAAGCGCCAGAAAACGAUGCUGUCUCCAGCGAGAGUGUAAUGGCAACCGAGACCAACGGUGAAGUCGACGACAACAAUGACGUCAACGACGACGGAAUGGACUACGACUUUGGCGGCGGCUACGAGUCACCGAUGAAGGACGUUGCUCCGAGCAGCGCGCCGACGACGCCGCCGCCGCCGCAAGAGACUGAUUUUGCUGCCACGAUGAACGCGAGUCCAGUGAAAUCCAAGCCCGACCCGUGGCUGCAGCUCGACCCGUACGACGCCAGCCAAAGCGUGAGCCAGCCCUUCACCAAAGGUGUGACGUACACUACGCCCAAGCUCAAAACGACCAAGUCGGCCAUCGCCAAGGACGAGCCGCUGUAUGACCCCAACGCAAAGCGCGCGCAGCGCAGCGCCGAGCGCCUCAAGCGGCAACUCGCGGCCAAACCCGCUUCGUUGUUCAUGAGCUUUGACUUUGAGAACGUUCCGUUUCGGCAGCUGCACCUCCAGUAUGCGAACGCGAUCGUUCGAACGGACGCGGCGGCGACGGCGCCCAAAGCUGCGCCUUUGUUCGUGCCCGCGGACGAGAUGUCGACCGCACCGAUGCUCGAGGCUAACGAUGACGACGUUGUCGUCGAUGAUUAUGGCUUUGACGCGGGGGUGAGCGAUUACGAGGACGACGAUGGCUGUGUGCCAUAUUCCCCCGCGCCGCCACCCGUCAAGGCGGAAGGCACCAAGGAAGAGGACAUCUUCAAGGCGGACGAUGACGUGCCGUCGUACGAAGACCUGUGCAAGCAACACAUUGAGCAAUUCUUGCACGGGUCCGAGCACUACAAGAAGCAGACGACGUUGACACGAAAAGUGGCCAAGUGGCAAGCGUCGUUGGCGCCGCUGCUGACUGCCCAGGAGGCGCGCCCGCCGUUUGACAUCCAAGCGUGCGGCAAAAACAUCGUUGACCACCUCGAGCCGACGGCGCCUCGGGCGUUUGGUGCAGUCGUCCAAGGCUUAUCAGUGUACGAAGUGUGCCGCAUGUUCACGGCCACGCUGCAGCUGGCCAACGCUGGCAGUGUCGAGCUGGCCCAUACGAACGACAUCGACUCGCUCGAAUUGAUUGUCCGUGCAUAA